CCCAGGCGAUGGCGGUGGUGAUGGCAGUGGCGAGAUAGCGCUGGUCCGGGUACCGCAUUCUAUAUUACACCGUGGUGUAGCGCGUGUGACCGGCAUUAGCAGUUGUGGCUCGGCGAGGAGAGGCACGACGUCAGUGUACAAGACCACCAUGGUUCGCUCCACAAGUGUUUUAGUGCUGGUAUUAGUGUUGGUGUUGAUGUUGGUGCAUCCUGCAAUCCUGCAGUGCGUGACUGGUGAUGAUGCCAACAUGAAAUUCACAGAAGACAAUCGACUUCAGCUGCUGGACAGUGAAAUGCAGUUCUCUCUAGAGUUGCUACAGAAAGUCAAUAGUUUGCAUCCUUCAGAAAAUAUUUUCCUCUCCCCCUCCAGUGUCUAUAACGCCUUGCUGCUGGCUUACUUUGUCUCCGCAAACCAUACAGAGGCGUCCAUGAAACAAGCUCUUUACUUACCGGAAAAUCAGGAUAAACUGGAUACAAUAGGAGCAUAUCAAUUAGAGAAAUAUUACCAGAAACUGAGAGCUUUCAAAAAUUCACUGAACUAUCAGCUGAGCAGUGCAAAUCGCAUGUUUAUCAGCAAUGAACAGAACGUCAGGCCCUGUAUGAUGAGGCUCUUCAAUGAUGAGAUAGAGAUAGCAGACUUCACCAACAAUCUGACAGCUACUGUUGGGAGAAUCAACAGCUGGGUAUCAGGAGAGACCCGGAACAACAUCAAUGAUCUACUUAGCAGUGACUCUCUUACCUCGAACACAAACUUAGUAUUGGUGAAUGCUGCUUACUUCCGAGGUCUUUGGAAGAAUCAAUUCUCCCCAAGUGAUACAAAAGAAACUGAGUUCAAAACAGCUAAUGGAACAAACGUCCCAGUUAUGAUGAUGUCUAUUGAAAGUGAAUUUAGCCAUCUGCUGGAAGAAAAACUGGAGGCGGACGUGUUGGAACUGCCUUACGAAGGGGAUAACAUUAGCUUGUUUAUUUUGAUGCCGUUGGACCCCUCACCUACUGCCAUACAAGUACUGCUGAACAAAACUGAUGCAAACAUUCUGCGAGAUAUAAUAAACAGAACGUACACCAUAUCCAACCAAGUGUCUGUCGCUAUCCCCAAGUUCAGUAGUGAUCAGUCUUUGGAGCUCACACCUGUACUGGAGUCCAUGGGAAUAGGAGAUCUGUUUGAGAGUUCAGCAGACCUGAGCACUCUGACUGGAGCUCCUGGACUGCGACUGGACUCUGUCAUCCACAAGGCCAAGAUCACAGUUGAUGAAGAAGGAACUGAGGCAUCUGCAGCAACAGCCAUCUUUGCAAAUAGGUUUGCUGUCAAUUCCUUCAUCGCAAACCGCCCUUUUGUGUACUUCUUGUUGGAAAAGAAGUUAAACAUGAUACUAUUUGUUGGUGUUUUCAACUCACCAGAAACGUGAUAACAAAUUUUUUGAACUGGAAUUUAUGUUUAAUUUUUUAUGAAUUCAAAGUGAUGUAUAGGUAUAGUGUUUGUGAUAUGUGUUUACAAUAUUUUAUUUAUUUGUGUUAUUGUUUAAGAUCUUUUGUAUGAAACCUUUAAACAAUACAAAUUUCCUUUAACAUUAA
Homalodisca vitripennis (glassy-winged sharpshooter) is the source of this 1571-nucleotide messenger RNA. Its product is annotated as serine protease inhibitor 88Ea-like. The coding region runs from base 149 to 1405 and encodes 418 amino acids. Gene Ontology annotation, molecular function: serine-type endopeptidase inhibitor activity. The record is from RefSeq and is a predicted model, not a curated record. Lineage: Eukaryota; Metazoa; Arthropoda; Insecta; Hemiptera; Cicadellidae. The transcript has 6 exons.